AUGUGGUGAUGUGUAAGAGCUGACAGGCUCCAUUCACUGCAGAAACACAUGUUGUUGAGAUCAGAGCUCAGACUAGUUUCAGUGAUAAGGAAGAGAAACUCACACAGUCACUGACACUGAGAGGAGAAAUGGCGCAGAAAGGAGUUCAGCUGGACCAAGAAACCUUCUCUUGUUCCAUCUGUUUGGAUCUACUGAAGGAUCUGGUGACUACAACCUGUGGACACAGCUACUGCAGGAACUGUAUUAAAAGUUUCUGGGAUGAAGAGGACAGGAAGGGAAUCCACAGCUGCCCUCAGUGCAGGAAGACUUUCACACCGAGGCCUGUCCUGGAGAAAAACACCAUGUUAGCAGAUUUAGUGGAGCAGCUGAAGAAGACUGGACUCCAAGCUGCUCCAGCUGAUCACUGCUAUGCUGGACCUGAAGAUGUGGCCUGUGAUGUCUGCACUGGGAGGAAGCUGAAAGCCAUCAAGUCCUGUUUAGUCUGUUUAAUUUCUUACUGUGAGAAACACCUCCAACCUCACUAUGAUGUAGUUCAGUUUAAGAAACACAAGCUGGUGGCCCCCUCCAAGAAGCUCCAGGAGAACAUCUGCUCUCGUCAUGAUGAGGUGAUGAAGAUUUUCUGUCGUACUGAUCAGCAGAGUAUCUGUUAUCUCUGCACAGUGGAUGAACAUAAAGGCCAUGAAACAGUCCCAGCUGCAGCAGAAAGGACUGAGAAGCAGAAGGAGCUCGAGGUGAGACGACUAAACAUCCAGCAGAGAAUCCAGGAGCGAGAGAAAGAUGUGAAGCUGCUUCAACAGGAGGUGGAGGCCAUCAAUGGCUCUGCUGAUAAAGCAGUGGAGGACAGUGAGAAGAUGUUCACUGAGCUGAUCCGUCUCAUCCAGAAAAGAAGCUCUGAUGUGAAGCAGCAGGUCAGAUCCCAGCAGGAAACUGAAGUGAGUCGAGUCAAAGAGCUUCAGGAGAAGCUGGAGCAGGAGAUCGCUGAGCUGAAGAGGAAAGACGGCGAGCUAGAGCAGCUCUCACACACAGAGGAUCACAACCAGUUUCUACACAACUACCCCUCACUGUCAGCACUCAGUGAGUCUACACACUCAUCCAGCAUCAAUAUUCGUCCUCUGAGCUACUUUGAGGAUGUGACAGCAGCUGUGUCAGAGACCAGAGAUAAACUACAGGACAUUCUGAGAGAGGAAUGGACAAACAUCUCACUGACAGUCACUGAAGUGGAUGUUUUACUGUCACCACCAGAGCCAAAGACCAGAGCUGGAUUCUUAAAAUAUGCAUGUGAAAUCACACUGGAUCCAAACACAGCAAAUAAAUACCUGUUAUUAUCUGAGGGGAACAGAAAAGUAACAAGAAUGAAACAACAACAGUCUUAUUCUGAUCAUCCAGACAGAUUCACUUAUUAUUAUCAGGUCCUGAGUAGAGAGAGUCUGACUGCACGCUGUUACUGGGAGGUGGAGUGGAGAGGUGAAGCAGUUCGUGUAGCAGUCGUAUACAAGAAUAUCAGCAGAGCAGGGGGGAGCAAUGAAUGUUUAUUUGGAAACAAUGACAAAUCUUGGGCAUUACGUUGUGACACAAACAGUUUUCAAUUUUGGCACAACAAAGUCCAAACUGUCCUCUCAGGUCCUCGGUCCUCCAGAGUAGGAGUGUACCUGGAUCACAGAGCAGGUAUUCUGUCUUUCUACAGCGUCUCUGAAACCAUGACUCUCCUCCACAGAGUCCAGACCACAUUCACUCAGCCGCUCUAUGCUGGACUUUGUGUUUCUGGACUUUGUCUUUGGGAUGAUGGAGACACUGCAGAGUUGAUUAAAGUCAAAUAGAGAAGACAGGUUCAUGUUGAUCCCUGACCAUUAUAUGUACUUGUGUAGUUUCUAAAUGAGGCUUUACAUUUUAGAAGCUGAGAAGUUCAAUGGUCCAUUGAUGUGUGAAAAUAAUAUUGCACUGAUUCAAACUGUACUUACAUUUAUAUACCUUACAUCAAUAUAAAUCUGAAUUUGUUCUUAUGGCUGAUAAUCAUGUGAGUUUAAAUGAUACUACUCUUCAUAUUCAGCAUGUUUGAAAUCUGUCAUCAGUCUGGUUAGUGGUUUUAUUCUGUAGUUGCUGUAGUGGGUUGUCAAAUGCAACAAUAUAUUGGAGCUGCAGUGAUUCAUCAGUUAGUCAAUGAUUAGAGAAUUGAUUGUUUUAUCAUUAUUUUAGUCACAUUUAAAGCUGGUUCCAGUUUCUGAAAUGUGAAGAAAUGAAAAUCAUGGAGCAUUUAUGCAUUUUUAGGUCUGUGUCUUACAGCAGAAGCAGCAUUUACAUGAACUCACUGGCCUUCAUCCACUGAACACUCUCUUCUUCAUCACCUCAUCUUCUUCUGACUGCUGCUGAGCUCCAACCCUUUUUACCUCCUGGAGAUGAUUCAUAUUCACUGAAAUUUCACUCAUAACACAUAAACUGUUCAGCUUUUCUCAUAGUAGUUUUUAGGAGUUUUUAAUUAGAUUUACAGCUUCAGAAUAACUUUGUGAUGUCAGAUUAGAAAGUCUGUGUCCAACCCUGGUGUUUGAUCAGAUGUUUGAUCCCUGCAGGGUUGGAUUUUU
Messenger RNA from Oreochromis aureus, 2576 nucleotides. RefSeq names its product tripartite motif-containing protein 16-like. NCBI's taxonomy places the organism in Eukaryota, Metazoa, Chordata, Actinopteri, Cichliformes, Cichlidae. Bases 129 to 1817 code for a protein of 562 amino acids. The record is from RefSeq and is a predicted model, not a curated record. The transcript has 2 exons. Gene Ontology annotation, molecular function: zinc ion binding; protein binding.